AGCGCGCGCUCGAUUUCCAGUCAGAAGAUCUCCCGGCGAGAGGGAAAGUGGAUUUUACCAAACAAGGUGAAAACACUACAAAACAAUGUGGAGAUCUCUCCUGCUUCUCAUCUGUCCUCUGCUGAUGUCUCUCUGCGGUGGCGUGUGUUUCGAGUGUCCUGAGAUCUGCAGAUGUUCUCAGAAGAGCAUCACCUGUAACAGCGCGACGGAAAACACGAAGAGCAGAACUCACAGACUAGUUUUGAAAUACAUCUCUCUGAGAACCAUCAGCAGUCGCAGUUUCGACCACCUGAAAGGAGUAAAAUCAAUAGAAAUUUCCCAGAGCAUAUCAUUGGAAACCAUAGAGACAGAAGCAUUCAACAGCCUUCUGAAUGUCUCAGAAAUCUCAAUCCAGAACACGCGGAGUCUCAUUCACAUCCACCAGCGGGCUUUCUACCAGCUUCCCAAGCUGAGAUACCUGAGCAUUUCCAACACUGGCAUAAGUGUAUUCCCUGACCUGACCUCCAUCUUCUCCAUGGAGCCCUAUUUCAUACUGGAUAUUUGUGAUAACCUCAACCUGCGUUCAGUCCCACCAAAUGCUUUCAGCGGAAUGACGAGUGAAUUCACCGCAAUGAAUCUCUUUAACAAUGGAUUUCAAGAAAUAGAAAGCCAUGCAUUUAAUGGAACUAUAAUAGAUAAACUAGUAUUAAAGAACAACAAAGAUCUGCGUUUAAUCCAUGAAGACGCUUUUAAAAAAGCAUUUGGCCCCACUACGCUGGAUGUUUCGUCUACAGCGUUGGAGACACUGCCCUCUCAUGGUCUGGAGUCUGUGUUGAUGCUGGUGGCUCGUUCGGCGUUCGCACUGAAGAGACUGCCUCCACUGAAGGGACUGAAGAGCCUGAGAGAUGCACAGCUCACGUAUCCCAGCCACUGCUGCGCUCUGCUCAGCUGGGACUCGCACAGGGAGGGUUCUGUUAUUGCUGCAUUGAGAAAUGGAUCAUCAAACUGUGAUGACAACAGCGAACUGGCUAAUCCAUCUGAGAUCGAUGCUUCUCUAAUGCUGGACGAUCCUCUUGCAUCCGACAUUGCUGGAUCCACAUCAGCUGAAGACACUUUUGGAAAUGGAAUAGAGUUCUAUUACCCAGAGCUGGACCUGUGUCAGCGUCGACCGGCCCUGCAGUGCAUCCCCGAGGCGGACGCGUUCAACCCCUGCGAGGACAUCGCCGGCUUCGGCUUCCUGCGAGUGGCCAUCUGGUUCAUCAACGUCCUUGCCAUCGCCGGCAACCUCACGGUGUUGCUCGUGAUCUUCACCAGCCGCUGCAAGCUGACCGUCCCGAGGUUCCUCAUGUGCCACCUGGCCUUCGCCGACCUCUGCAUCGGCCUGUAUCUCCUUAUGAUCGCGACCGUGGACCUCAGGACACGUGGACACUACAGUGAACACGCUAUUGAGUGGCAAACAGGAGUGGGAUGCGGCAUCGCCGGGUUUCUGUCAGUUUUCGGCGGCGAGUUGUCCGUCUACACGUUGUCUAGCAUUACCGUGGAGCGCUGGCACACGAUCACGCACGCUCUCCGACUGGAACGCCGUCUGGGAUUGAGCCACGCUUCUGCGAUUAUGACCGGCGGAUGGUUGCUCUGUCUAGCAUUGGCUCUGCUUCCCUUGAUAGGCGUCAGCAGCUACAACAAGGUCAGCAUGUGUUUGCCGAUGGACAUCGAGACUCCUUUAUCCCAAGCCUACGUUAUGCUCCUGCUGCUUUUCAACGUCAGCGCUUUCCUGGUGAUUUGCGGCUGCUACGUGUGCAUUUACACGGCCGUCCGUAACCCAGAGUUCCCGGGACGCGCCGCGGACGCCAAGAUCGCUAAGCGCAUGGCAGUGCUAAUCUUCACCGAUUUCCUCUGCAUGGCGCCCAUCUCGUUUUUCGCCAUUUCCGCGGCCUUCAAAGUCCCGCUCAUCACGGUGACCAACUCUAAGAUCCUCCUGGUGCUCUUCUACCCCAUCAACUCGUGUGCAAACCCGUUCCUCUAUGCCAUCUUCACCAGGGCCUUCAGGAAAGAUGCAUGUGUCCUGCUGAGCUCCAUGGGCUGCUGUGAGAGCAAGGCUAACUUGUAUCGAAUGAAGACGUAUUGCUCGGAGAACAUCAACCGAAGCAAAAGCAGCUCCGGCUCCAAUGCCAACUCCAAAGCCCCUCGCGCCGUCAUGUGGAUGUCCAGCUUCCCUCAUCUAACACCUCGACCGCAGGUGCAAAAGGUCUAAACGGACACAUUCAGACUCGGCUAAU
Rhinichthys klamathensis goyatoka is the source of this 2255-nucleotide messenger RNA. It is a transcript of the gene lhcgr, whose product is annotated as luteinizing hormone/choriogonadotropin receptor. Gene Ontology annotation, molecular function: luteinizing hormone receptor activity; protein binding. Gene Ontology annotation, biological process: male gonad development; ovarian follicle development; luteinizing hormone signaling pathway. The record is from RefSeq and is a predicted model, not a curated record. Gene Ontology annotation, cellular component: membrane. Lineage: Eukaryota; Metazoa; Chordata; Actinopteri; Cypriniformes; Leuciscidae. The transcript has 11 exons. Bases 86 to 2230 code for a protein of 714 amino acids.